CGCUUCCUUUCGUUUUCGCUUUGAUGCGUGACUGGCGAGCCUCUCCCAGCUUCCCAAGCCGCUUUGCAACCCGCCGCCGGGCUUUCGGGGUUCGGCCCGCCGCGCACCAGCCGGGAUCAUGGCAGCCGCCUUGCAAGUCUCCCCCGAGCGCCAAGCGCAAGUGGAAUCUUUCAGGAAGAACCUCUGUGCUCAGGCUGAAGAACUGGUUGCCCAGCGUUUCCCAGAAAAGAUUGUGGAGCUAAAUAAUUUUCUGAAGGCCCCCGAACUGAAUGUCUCGGACCUCAUUUCGCUGCGUGCUGAGCUAGACAUCCCUAUUCCGGACCCCAAGAAGGACGAGGAACGCCGGAAGAAAAAGGAAAAAGAAGAGAAGGAUGGGAAGAAAGAGAAGGAGGACGAGGAUAAAGCACCUCCUUGUGGCCCCGUUGCCCACAACGAGAAGAUCACGGCCCUGCUGAACCGCGUCAAGCCGGAGAUCCAGGGCACCAAGGAGAAGAUUAACUUGAUCUCUCUGUGGUUGCAGCUCCAGGUUCCACGGAUUGAGGACGGCAAUAAUUUUGGGGUUGCAGUCCAGGAAAAAGUGUACGAGUUGCUGACUGCAGUUCGAACCAAGUUGGAAGGAUUCCAAACUCACAUCGCCAAGUAUUAUUCUGAACGGGGCGAUGCGGUGUCAAAAGCAGCCAAGAGUCCACACGUGGGUGACUUCCGGCAACUUGUGCAUGAAAUCGACGAGGCAGAGUAUGCUGAAAUCCGAUUCAUGGUCAACGAGCUUCGCAACGUUUACGCUGUAGUCUAUGAUAUUGUCCUGAAGAACUUUGAGAAGAUUAAAAAGCCGAGAGAUGAAAACAAAGGGAUGAUCUACUAAGCGACCAAUCAGAGACCGGGAUGGAAGAGCUCCUGCCACCAAGAACGGAAUAUUCCUGCCGUCUCCUCUACCUGCCAAAUUCCUCCCUCUUACAAAUAAAGAGAUUUUAAAUUUCACAAGAA
Messenger RNA from Eublepharis macularius, 984 nucleotides. It is a transcript of the gene PSME1, whose product is annotated as proteasome activator subunit 1. Gene Ontology annotation, biological process: regulation of G1/S transition of mitotic cell cycle; regulation of proteasomal protein catabolic process; positive regulation of endopeptidase activity. The record is from RefSeq and is a predicted model, not a curated record. Bases 119 to 862 code for a protein of 247 amino acids. Gene Ontology annotation, molecular function: endopeptidase activator activity. NCBI's taxonomy places the organism in Eukaryota, Metazoa, Chordata, Lepidosauria, Squamata, Eublepharidae. The transcript has 11 exons. Gene Ontology annotation, cellular component: proteasome activator complex; cytoplasm; nucleoplasm.